UCAAUUUUUGACAUUUGUUUGACUUUUGCCGAGCAAAAUAGUGUCUGUUUUCCUCAGCUCUAGGUUUUCGUGUGGUCAUUGUUAUCAAUAAAAUUUAAUACAACUUCAUUUGAAAAUUGUUGCUGUAUUUAAUUUCUGUACUUUUAUUAGACGGCAAGGGCAUCAUAGCUUAGUACACAAAACAUACUGAAAUCAUGGAUUCAUGCAUCGGUGUUGAACAAGAUUUAGACAAAGCACUCUCAAAAUUUAAUGCUCUAAAUGACCAUACAGACAGUGUUUUACAUGAAGUAAUUGAACAGGUCCAAAAUUUGAAGCAAGAAAUUGCAAAACAACCUCCAGACACGCCUCUAAGUCCAACACAGGCUAUGGUGGUGGGGGAACUAGCUUCUAGAGUUAAAAUGACAGUGUUCCAGAUGUCUACAGAACAUCGUGAACUGCAUGCUACAGUGUCCCGAGUGGGCAAGUCUAUCGACAGACAUUUCAUAGCAGACUAUGGCUCAGUGGCUCCUAAAGCUGAGUCAUUCUGUUCAGACACAAACAGACCAAUCAUGGAGCAGGCCAUUGCUCAACAUUUAUAUAGACAGGGUUUAGAAGAAGUUGGCGACGCGUUCAUAUCAGAAGCGAAGAUCCCUCCAGUUGAGCGUACAUGCACGUUCGCUCACUUACAACGGUGCGCGGCCUCCUUGAUGGAGGGAGACCCCACCGCAGCUCUGGAAUGGGCCGAGGCACGACAAGAAGACUUGAUGCAUUCGCCACUGCCCUUUACGUUACACAGGAUGCAAGCUUUGAAGCUGGGCCGCACGGUGGGCGUGGGCGCCGCCAUCGAGUACGCGCGCGCGGCGUUCCCGCGGCACGCGGCGCGCCACGAGCGGCAGCUGCAGGCCUGCGUGUGCGCGCUGGCCUGGUGCACGCCCGCCGCGCCCGCGCCGCCGCCCGCCUACCAGCAUCUGCUGGAUCCUAAGGCUCUAGGCGCGGAGGCCGCGGAGCUGUUCAUCCGCGAGGCGUGCGCGCUGCUGCGGCUGGCGCCGCUGUCGGCGCUGGCGGGCGCGGUGCGCGCGGGCGCGCGCGUGCUGCCCGCGCUGCACGACAUCCGCGCCAAGAUGACGCACCCGCACGUCGUGGCCGCCUGGGCCGACGACGAGCUGCCGCUCGAGGUGGACCUAGGAGAGGACGGUGGCGGCUAUCACUCAGUAUUCGCGUGUCCAAUCCUGAGGCAACAGGCUUCGGAACAGAAUCCGCCCAUGAGGCUGCUCUGUGGCCACGUGAUCUCGCGCGAUGCCCUCAACAAACUGGCCAUGGCAGCUAAGCUCAAAUGCCCGUACUGCCCGAUGGAGCAGGCCCCGUCUGAAGCAAGACAGAUAUAUUUCUCUUGAAACCAAUAACGAUUUUUCAUAAACGAUUAAAAUACGUGAACGAUAGACUAAAUUAGGAUUUACAUAAAUAUUCAUGUGAACUAGACAGCAUUAUUGUAAUUUUAAGAUAAAUAUUAUCGUUGUAUAUUAACUGGACUAGAAGCGAAACUUUGUUUUCUUUGUAAUAAAAAAAUAUUAAAAGACAA
Molecule: messenger RNA, 1558 nt
Organism: Amyelois transitella
Lineage: Eukaryota; Metazoa; Arthropoda; Insecta; Lepidoptera; Pyralidae
Gene: Sou
Product: E3 ubiquitin-protein ligase RMND5A
Exons: 8
Coding region: 195-1373 (392 amino acids)
Biological process (GO): proteasome-mediated ubiquitin-dependent protein catabolic process
Cellular component (GO): cytoplasm; GID complex; nucleus
Molecular function (GO): protein binding; ubiquitin protein ligase activity
Source: RefSeq, a predicted model, not a curated record